Molecule: messenger RNA, 1150 nt
Organism: Populus nigra (black poplar)
Lineage: Eukaryota; Viridiplantae; Streptophyta; Magnoliopsida; Malpighiales; Salicaceae
Exons: 2
Coding region: 1-405 (134 amino acids)
Molecular function (GO): nucleic acid binding
Source: RefSeq, a predicted model, not a curated record
AUGGGAGAUCAAUUUAGGGGUUCAACAACAGCCAUUGAUUCCUCUAACAUUGGCUUUCAGCUCUUGAAGAAGCACGGGUGGAAGGAAGGAACUGGCCUUGGGAUUUCUGAGCAGGGGAGAUUGGAGCCUGUGCAAACAUAUUUGAAGAAUAACAAGCGUGGACUUGGGGCUGAUCAUAAUAAGAAAUUACUUGUGAAGAAGAAUAACACGACCGAGUCUUCUUCUGCCCCGGCUUCUUCUUCUUCCUCUUCCUCCAAGGACAAAACCAGCCAGGAUCGCUCUUCUUCAAGGAAAUCCAAGGCACUGUCUAAGAAACAAAGGAAGAUGCAGGAGCUGGAGAAGCGUUUACAGGAUAAGGAAUUUGAGCGGGGUUUCUUUCGCGAGUUUUGGCCUGAUAAUGUUUGACGAUGGAAAUAGAUCAUCCAUCCCUUUUAGAAUGCCUCGGCCUAGGUUUUGUACAGCAACUCUGGAAUUAUUUCAUGCCAAAAUUUGCAGGCAGGACGGGUCCUUGUUUCUUUCUGUAACUCAAAUUUUAAAUGUUAAACGUAUGGUGUUCAAAAUCAUACCAUCAUGCAAUGGCCUUUUUACUUUCCAGGCCUUUUAAAGGAGGAGGACCUCUGCUUCCUUUCUAUACAGUAUGUAAUUCCUUUAGCAAAACAUCUAUGUGCUUCAGCAUUUACAACUUGCAGAAGAAUCGGUCUUGGAUAAUUCAUUUCCAUUUCUUGUCAUCCUGUUUGAUGAGCUGAACAGGAGCGACUGGUAUCCUGACCCACCAUUCUCUUAAUCGUCUCAGCCACCUAUCACUGCUUUCUUUUCUGUAAGGCAUUUCCCUUGUGAAAGCUUCUAGAAAUACCAAGAGAAUCAGAUGCUGCAGAGGCACAAAUGCAAGCACAGCAGCUACGAAAACCAGCAAUAGAGCAACCCUUUCUGUGGCCUGGCAUAAAGGGGAGGCAUCAAUUAGCAAGUUUAUCAUGAAACAGGACUUGGCUAUUCUCAGACUUCCUGUCCACAUGUACACUUUCAAAUGAGAAAAGCUUUGUUUUGCAGCUUCUGAUUUCAUAGGUAUUGACUACCAACUGACCAUUUUGUAAUUCAUCUAUGCUUAUGCUAUUAAAUAAAUGCAUUAUCCUAUUAGUAUAUGGAUUUUCAA